Messenger RNA from Peronospora matthiolae, 1431 nucleotides. NCBI's taxonomy places the organism in Eukaryota, Oomycota, Peronosporomycetes, Peronosporales, Peronosporaceae. The record is from the annotation of a GenBank genome assembly.
AUGCGCGUCCUCUUCUAUGCCCCGAAACGUUCAGCACAUUACUCACGCGCAGAAAAUCCACCCUUCCCUGACUUGUGUGGUAGCGCCCGUGUGCAGCCGCUGCUGCCCAUCGAAGUGCCAUCGUCACUUGUGAAACAAAUGGCGCCUCGACAAAAGGCGGCCACCGCUGCCUCGCGCGCGGUACUGGACUCGAGCUGGCGGCCGAGUCGCUGCAGCUACAGCAACACGUACGACGCCGAAGUGCCAGCGAUUAUGGAGCCCCACGUGAGCGACCCCGGCGACUGCCUCGCGCGGUCAAGUCUCUUGGCGUUUCGCUCGUCGCGAAUGGUGCGCAUGUCGCAGCAACAGCUGCAGGCGGCCCAGUACGCGCAACAGCGUCCACUUGGGGUGUACAAACACCAUCUCCUGCGUAUGACUGGUCGAAAAAGCGCCGAUGUGGUGAAUAUUGGCGAAUGGAAGGACGACGCCGACGACAGCAGCAGCAGCAGCGAAACGAGCAGCUCCGAUACUGGGGACUCGUUUGUGAAAUGUAGCCAUCGCUUGUCCCGCGUGACGUUCCAGAAACCGGUAAACCGCUCGAACCCGACUGACGAUUACGGUACAGCAGACGAGGCGGACCGUGCGACGACAUCUUUGGCUUUUGAACAUCUGCGACAUGAUCGAGCCGAGUCGGUCUUAGCAGUGAUGGCCAUGCCCGUCUCAGGGCCCAUUCCGUUAUUGGAGCGAUCGGCUAGUGACGACGACGAUAACGACAUUGACACGAUCAUUUGCGACCCGUCGAGACUGCCGCGGACUCUGGUGGUGGAUGAAAAUGGCUUCACGAUGUCGAGGGAGAGCGUGAUGGUGCGAGCGGCUAAUUUGCCACGGGGAGGCGUGAUCAAGUCGGGGCUGCUGUUCAAACAAGGCUUUGGGUUGCGCUACGGUGGCUGGAAGGUGCGCUACGUGGUGUUGACAAGCACGAAGAUGACGUUUUUCCGAGAAGAACAGGGCCGGAAACGGGGAGAGAUUGACUUGGCCAAGUGCAAUGGGAAAAGCAUUGAGAUCAUGCCGCGGGACUCGGUGUUUGACGGCUCGCAAGCUUCGAUGUGGCGAUUCGCGAUUCGUGGCAAGACCCGUCGUGUGCUGCUCAGUGCGUACACGGAAAGUGACAUGAAAGAGUGGCUGCGGUGUCUCCAUGUGGCGCUCGCAGUGCAAGCAGCAGGAGCUGGACGCUACACGGACUUUGUCGUGCCGAGUGGGACGUUUCUAGCCGAGCGAGGCGGUGGACUGAUGCGUUCAUCGGGGAUUUCCUGUCGUGCCCAGUCGUCCACGAUCUUCAACGUUCAGGUGGAACAUGAACUUGAAAGUGUCGACUGUCAACAAACUUCAUUGCGACUGUCACGCGAGACCCGAGUUGAGAUUUACGUCCGGACGGAAGUUGGACUCAAAUGA